GGAGAAAAGGCCCGGGAGAGCUUCCAGGAGCUUUUCUUCCUUCCUUCAUCUGUUGCAAAGCUGCGGCACAGGUGGUCGACCGUGCAUCCUGCCCGCUGAAACAGAAGACACUUUGUGCGACUUCCACGGUGUCGGCCGGUUGAGGGAAGCGAAUGUGAGAAUCCACGGAUCACAGAGGCGGCGCGCUGGAGCCGCUUCCUCGUGCGUAAACAACAUCGGAAUCACCGAAGUUGCCGAGUGAAAAAUACGAACCAAAAACUGUUUACUUUAAAAUUGAGGAGGAUUUUGGAGACUGCUGAGAUGGGACCGUUUAUCCUCUGCGCUCUUCUGCUGAUAAAAACUGCUCUUGGAGAGGCCUGUGCCAGUGGCCGGUUCACUGAAUCGGGCCAGUGUUGCAGUCUGUGUCCCGCUGGCUUCGAAAUGAAGGUAGAUUGUGGGAAAGAGGACACUAAGUGCACCCAAUGCCCACAGGGAAAGUUUUCCUCGUCUGAAGGCUUCGGCCCUUGCCUCCCCUGUGCUAAGUGCCCACCCAGUGUUCCCACGGCGGCCUCUUGCUCUGCCACCCAAGACACACAAUGUGAAUGUGACAACGGCUAUUUCUUCAUGAGGCGCCUCCUCGUGUGUGUGCCUUGCUCCAAAUGCACUGUCGGAGAGGGUGUUACUCGGGAGUGCGGUCCGCAGGGAGACACGCAGUGCCAGGUCUGCGGCCCGGGAACUUUUUCGGAGGAGCUUUUUACCACCAAACCCUGCCAGGCCUGCACCCAGUGCUCUGAUAGUGAAGUGGAAAUCCGACACUGCAUGCCCAACGCGGACGCACUGUGCAUGGACAGGAAGCUGCACAUUCUGUCUCGUCCUACUCUGGGUGGGUCCGAUGCUCCUCGCCGGCCAGGUGAUGAGGAAGGGGAGACCAGUCCUGUCCCCGGAACGAAGUUCACACCGGAGGAUGGGGGGGGCAGCAACCACAUCCUGGCCUAUGUUUCUGUUCUGGCUGCCGUGGUGCUUGGCCUGAUUUUCUACGUGGCUUAUAAAUGCUGGAGAUCGUGCCAACAGAAGAGGGCUCUUUCUAAGGCCCGUGCAGCUGAGCUGGGGGCCUCUCCGGAAGGAGAGAAGCUCCAAAGUGACAGUGGUGUGUUUCUGGACUCUCAGAGCCUACAGGAGAACCAGCCCAGCAAAGGUACGAAGAGGGACAGCAAACAGGACAACCGCUUGUACAUCAACCUACCCCCCCACAGACAGGAGGAGGUGGAGCGCCUCCUGCAGGAGGGAGGGGGCCGGGGGUGGAGGCAGCUGGGCGCCGCGCUGGGCUACGAGCCUGAGCAGCUGGACCUGUUUGGGCGCGGAGAAGCUCCUGCUCACACACUCCUCUCCAACUGGGCCCCGAAAGAAGGCUCCACUCUGGGCCUGCUGUGGUCGGCACUGGCCCGCAUUGAGAGGCCCGACGUGGUGACAGCCAUUAACUGCCCCACCCAGGGGGUUUCUUUGGUCUGAAGAAUAAAACAAACGCAUGACACCAGCAGACUGAAGGGGAGGAACUUUUCACUGCCACGAAAAGAACGGAAUGCUGAUAUUAACGCCGCUGGAUGGUCCCACCAAGGGAUUAAGAUGGCUCUGUUGGACAGUAUGAGUUUUUACCAAAAGAACAAAACAUGUUCUUGUCCUUUCUUUGCCCCAAGUCACAAUUUGAUUUUACGUUACUUCAACUGCAUGAAUGAAGAAUCUGCAAUGUGUCUGUUACAACGUUUUUUACUCCUGGUCAACCCUAUGCUACAGAGACGUCACAUUGGAUUAUAGCUACAAUGACAAUGGCAGUAUUUGUAUAGACGAGAAAGAGAAUGAUGUGUUUCACGAGAGUGAUUAUUCUAAAGAAAACUGUUUACAUGCCUGUUUGCUCUGGAAUCAGAUUCAUCCCCGGCCCGCCUCUUCAAAAAAGCCACCAGCCUCUCCCGAACAACGACAUCAGCGGGACGGUGUUACCACACCGUUGAUUAAGCCCGCGAGGAGGUGGUCCAACAACACGUAAUGACGUGACUCUCCUCUUUCGGAUUCAUCUCCUCCAAAAGGAGAAGGACACUAAAGAAUUAACUAAAUUAACGGUUUAAAUGUUCACAAUAUCAUGCUUUCAGCUGCUCAGAAGCCGCGGCGGGAACUACCCGGUAGAUGGUUCAUGUUUGUUGCCGUGUAGUGUUGGUUUUCUGCUCAAGUCACUACUUCACACCGAGCGUUUAUAUUCUGCACCAGUGAUGUUUCAAAUAUUAGAAGACCAAAAAAUGAAGCAUUCUGCGAAAUAUGCAAACACCACUUUCUUUUCCCAGAUAUCAUCUUUGAUUUUAAAUAUCUUAAAUAGUGAUUGUUUGAUAAUGGGUAAGAUAACUGAAUGAAAAGAAUAGACUGUUCUUGCGUUCAUAUUACACAGCUCCAUUUUUAUCACCUUGAUUUUUCAUACUAGACACAAAUCCAAAGACAAUGCUAACAGCAAUGCUUGUGGCCUAAGUCAUCUUGCCUUUGUAUUUAUUUCAUCAUCAUUUUAAGAAUUGAACUUAUUCUAUGGGAACUGGGACAUUUGCUGUGUGUUAGUUGCACAAUGUGAUGACCUCAGAUGGUUCGACUUUUAUAACGCCAUGUAUGGUUUUGUGUAUAUAUUUCUUUAUUGUUUGUCUCGACAUGUGUUUUUGUAUGAGUUUUAUUCAUAUAAUAAAUGACUU
Messenger RNA from Pungitius pungitius (ninespine stickleback), 2702 nucleotides. RefSeq names its product neurotrophin receptor associated death domain (gene nradd). The transcript has 7 exons. Gene Ontology annotation, cellular component: plasma membrane; cell surface. The record is from RefSeq and is a predicted model, not a curated record. The coding region runs from base 301 to 1488 and encodes 395 amino acids. Gene Ontology annotation, molecular function: death receptor activity; coreceptor activity; nerve growth factor binding. Gene Ontology annotation, biological process: Rho protein signal transduction. NCBI's taxonomy places the organism in Eukaryota, Metazoa, Chordata, Actinopteri, Perciformes, Gasterosteidae.